AUGGCAGAGGCUCAUCAGGCUGUGGCGUUCCAGUUCACGAUAACACCGGAAGGCAUCGACCUGCGUCUUUCCUAUCAGGCCCUCAACCAGAUCUACCUGUCAGGAGUGCGAUCAUGGAAAAAGCGUGUCAGCCGCUUAAAGAACCGGAUGAUCAAGGGAGUGUACCCAGCCAGCCUUUCAUCCUGGCUCUUCGUCGCCAUCGCCAUCCUGGCCACAAUGUAUAUGCGCUCUGAUCCCAGCAUGGGGCUCAUUGGCAAAAUACAGCAACACCUUCCCCUCAGCCUGCACGUGUCUCUCAGCGCUCAAGGUCAGACCAUGCUAUCUGCGCUGGUCUUCAGCACGCUGCUGUGGCUCUCCCUCAUCCUGGCUCUCAGGUUCUGCCUCAAGCUGCUUCUCUCCUACCACCAAUGGAUAUUUGAGCAGCACGGUCGAGUUUCCAACACCACUAAAAUCUGGGGGACUCUACUGGGGCUCUUAUCAAGCAGGAAGCCUCUACUGUACAGCUACCAAACGUCUCUACCUCAUCUCCCUGUUCCUGCCAUAAAGGACACCCUGAGCAGGCACUUGGAGUCCGUGCGCCCUCUCUUGACUGAUGUCGAUUUUAAACGGAUGACAAAGUUAGCCUCCGAGUUUGAGCGCAGCCUGGGAAACCGCCUCCAGCGCUACUUGAAACUUAAAGCUCUAUGGGCUACUAACUAUGUGAGUGACUGGUGGGAGGAAUACAUUUACCUGCGGGGCCGAGGCCCCCUAAUGGUCAACAGUAACUACUAUGGCAUGGACUUCCUGUAUGUGACCCCGACUUCUGUGCAAGCUGCCAGGGCCGGCAACACAAUCAGUGCUAUGCUGCUGUACCGCAGGAAGGUCAACCGGGAGGAGCUCAAACCGAGCCGUGUUCCUGGUACUUUAAUCCCUCUGUGUGCUGCCCAAUAUGAGAGGAUGUUCAACACAACACGCACUCCAGGAAUUGAGACAGAUGUUCUCCAGCACUGGAUAGACAGUGAGUGUGUUGCUGUGUACCACAAGGGACGUUACUUCCGCUUGUGGGUGUACCGGGCCGGCCGCCUCCUCUCCCCUCGGGAGAUCGAGUUCCAGAUUCAGAAGAUCCUGGAUGAUCCCUCACCCCCACAACCUGGGGAGGAAUAUCUAGGAGCUCUCACAGCCGGGGACAGGAUUCCUUGGUCUCAGAUAAGGAAGCAAUACUUCAGCACCGGGGUCAACAAGCGGUCGUUGGAUGCCAUCGAGAAGGCCGCCUUCUUCGUAACUCUGGAUGAUGAAGAGCAGGGCAUGAGGGAAACUGACCCAGAAGGAAACUUGGAUCGCUAUGCCAAGUCGCUGCUCCAUGGCAAAUGUUACGACAGAUGGUAUGAUAAAUCAUUUUCUGUUGUGAUCUACAAGAAUGGGAAGAACGGACUUAACGCUGAGCACUCCUGGGCUGAUGCACCAACUAUUGCUCAUCUUUGGGAGUACACAUUAGCUACAGAUGUGUUCCAUCUGGGAUACACAGAGGAUGGACAUUGUAAGGGUGAAGUGGACCGCUCACUACCCCAACCACAGAGGCUCAUCUGGGACAUCUCGCCGGAGGUUCAGGCCCAAGUGUGCAGCUCCCUUGCUGUUGCCCAGGCACUGGCCAAUGAUGUUGACUGCCACGUCUUCCCCUUCAGAGACUUUGGAAAAGGCCACAUAAAGAAGCUUCGUGUCAGCCCUGAUGCAUUCAUUCAAAUCGCCUUACAGCUGGCCUACUACAGGGACCGUGGAGGUUUCUGUCUGACUUACGAAGCAUCAAUGACUCGUCUUUUCCGGGAAGGACGCACAGAGACUGUGCGAUCCUGCUCCAAUGAGAGCAGUGCCUUUGUCAGAGCUUUGGAGAAUUCAGAGACAGCAGAACACUGUUGCCGCCUCUUCAGACUGGCUUCAGAGAGGCACCAGAAUCUUUAUCGCCUGGCAAUGACUGGAGCAGGAAUUGACCGACACCUCUUCUGCCUUUAUGUCGUCUCUAAAUAUUUGGGAGUGGAGUCACCCUUCCUCAAAGAGGUUUUGUCAGAGCCUUGGCGCCUCUCCACCAGUCAGACACCAGUUCAGCAGUUGGAAUUGUUUGACCUGAAGAACAACCCUGAAUUCGUAUCGCUUGGCGGAGGCUUUGGACCAGUUGCUGAUGAUGGUUACGGCGUUUCUUAUAUCAUCGUGGGCGAGGACAUGAUCAACUUCCACGUGUCGUCCAAGUACUCCUGUAGUGAGACUGAUUCCCACAGAUUUGGUGCUCAGAUAAAGAAAGCCUUCCAAGACCUCAUGACUCUCCUCUCUGCUGACACCAAAACCCCUCCGUCGUCCAAAGCCGAGCCUCUGUCCAAGAAAGCCCUUUAAAGGCUCUGUGGAUAUUCUCCACGGCGCAAAGUGAAAGUAAGACUGUACUUUAAUGGCCAUCUUUGUUUACGCUCCCCUUUCUUCACAAGUUAAUGAAGCUACAUUUUGGCAAUCGAUCCCUGUGCUGUUUUAGCUCAGGAAAACUACCUUUUUUUUUAACACAGAAUUAGGUUCACCUGCACAAGCUAACUGGUUAGCUCCAUAAGACGGGGCAAAAAUGACCAACAGCCCUCGGGUAGGGAUAUAACGUGAAACGCUAUAGUGAUAAACCACGGUAAAACUCUUCACGGUGAGUAUUACCGUUUUAAAUGAAAAUCGUCGUAAAAUCGUGAUUGAUAACACUGAUGAAAUGACAGACCAGUGAUACUGCUCAUUUACUGAAUAAGCUCGCUAGCGCUAAAAUGCUAACAGGAAAACAAUUAGGAAAAUACAAUCUAAAUACCGUAUUUUUCGGACUAUAAGUCGCAGUUUUUUUCAUAGUUUGGCCGGGGGUGCGACUUAUACUCAGGAGCGACUUAUGUGUGAAAUUAUUAACACAUUUUGAUUUUGAAGCUUAUUUUGCAAUAAACAGGAAGUCACUGUGUGCGUGUAAUAAUAAUAAUAAUAAUACAUUUUAUUUAUAAGGCGCCUUUCUGGGCACUCAAGGACACCGUACAAAAUCAAAACAAUAAAAUCAAAUUGGAUAAAAACAACAAUAAUAACAACAACAAAGAUAGAGAAGAAAAGAUGAUUACAAUGAAUAAGCAGUCAGGAAUAGGUGUGUUUUGAGUCUUGAUUUGAAGAGGGAUAUUGAGUCUAAGUUACGAAGGUCUGGUGGCAAAGAGUUCCAAAGAUACACAGCAUUAUGCAAUGGCAUAAUGCUGUGUACCGUAUUUUUCGGACUAUAAGUCGCAGUUUUUUUCAUAGUUUGGCCGGGGGUGCGACUUAUACUCAGGAGCGACUUAUGUGUGAAAUUAUUAACACAUUACCGUAAAAUAUCAAAUAAUAUUAUUUAGCUCAUUCACGUAAGAGACUAGACCAGGGGUCGGCAACCUUUACCAGUCAAAGAGCCAUUUUGACCAGUUUCACAAAUUAUAGACAACAAUGGGAGCCGCAAAAAAUUUUUGAAAUUUUAAAUGACAUAACACUGCAUACAAAGUUUUUUUUUUUUAUUUGUGCUAUGUAUAAACCAGGGGUCUCAGACACGCUGCUCACACCUUUAUAUGAAAUAUGAAAGCUGGUGCGGCCCGCGGGCUUUAAUUGAAUGACGCUUGUCAACGUCAUGCGUGCCGUGUUGGUACAGCAUAUAGCACCCACGACAACCAGCGUGCCUGAUCAGCCACAUGUAGUAUGGGGCUUCCGCUUGCUCAAGUAGGUGACAGCAAUGCAUAC
Nerophis lumbriciformis (worm pipefish) is the source of this 3732-nucleotide messenger RNA. The record is from RefSeq and is a predicted model, not a curated record. NCBI's taxonomy places the organism in Eukaryota, Metazoa, Chordata, Actinopteri, Syngnathiformes, Syngnathidae.